Molecule: messenger RNA, 1571 nt
Organism: Diceros bicornis minor
Lineage: Eukaryota; Metazoa; Chordata; Mammalia; Perissodactyla; Rhinocerotidae
Gene: TNFSF12
Product: TNF superfamily member 12
Exons: 7
Coding region: 296-1048 (250 amino acids)
Biological process (GO): immune response
Cellular component (GO): membrane
Molecular function (GO): tumor necrosis factor receptor binding; receptor ligand activity
Source: RefSeq, a predicted model, not a curated record
UCUCGGCCGGUUGCACACUCACACAAACAUCGCCCCUGCUUUUACACGCCCAGGCGGUGUGUGCCUCUUCGCCGGGAAUCGCCCUGUGCUCCGACAUCGGCGCGAUACGCACAGCGCUGCGCCGGGCUCGGAGUUGAAUCGCACAGUGUCCGGCUUCCUGUCCUCAUCCCCCCUCCCGCCCCGUUUCCCUUGCCCCUCCCUCUCCCCAGCCCGAUCCGCCCGCCGGCUCCCCCUCCCCCGAUCCCUCGGGUCCCGGGAUGGGGGGGCGGUGAGGCAGGCACAGCCCCCCGCCCCCAUGGCCGCCCGUCGGAGCCAGAGGCGGAGGGGGCGCCGGGGGGAGCCGGGCACCGCCCUGCUGGCCCCGCUCGUGCUGGGCCUGGGCCUGGCGCUGGCCUGCCUUGGCCUCCUGCUGGUCGUGGUCAGCCUGGGAAGCCGGGCAUCGCUGUCUGCCCAGCAGGAGCCUUCCCAGGGGGAGCUGGUGGCAGAGGAGGACCAGGACCCACUGGAACUGAAUCCCCAGACAGAGGAAAGCCAGGAUCUCGUGCCUUUCCUAAAACGACUGGUUCGGCCUCGCAGAAGUGCACCUAAAGGCCGGAAAACACGGGCUCGCAGAGCGAUUGCAGCCCAUUAUGAAGUUCACUCACGACCAGGACAGGACGGAGCGCAGGCGGGUGUGGACGGGACGGUGAGUGGCUGGGAGGAGGCCAAAAUCAACAGCUCCAACCCACUGCGCUAUGACCGCCAGAGCGGGGAAUUUAUAGUCACCCGGGCUGGGCUCUACUACCUGUACUGUCAGGUGCACUUUGAUGAGGGGAAGGCUGUCUACCUGAAGCUGGACUUGCUGGUGGAUGACACGCUGGCCCUGCGCUGCCUGGAAGAGUUCUCGGCCACGGCAGCGAGUUCUCUCGGGCCCCAGCUCCGUCUCUGCCAGGUGUCUGGGCUUUUGCCCCUGCGGCCAGGGUCCUCCCUGCGGAUCCGCACGCUCCCUUGGGCCCAUCUCAAGGCUGCCCCCUUCCUCACCUACUUUGGACUCUUCCAAGUUCACUGAGGGGCCCUGGUCUCACGGUGGUUUUCCCAGGCUGCCGGCUCCCCACGACAGCUCUCCGAGCACCCCAGUCCCCUCUGCCCCACCCUAAGCUGCUCCUCCCCCCAGAUCUGCCCCUCCCUCUGUAGGCUGCCAGGGCUUCACGUGUUCUCCAUGCCACAUAAAUAUUCCCAUUUGACUAUGACAACUCCCCCCACCUCUGGUCCUCCACCUCUUUAGCUCCCAAACCCCUGAUCUUUCGAUGCCCCCAUUUAUCUCCUGGCUCCCCACCCUGGCCACAGCCCCCCAGGACACUGGGUUUACUGUACUCUGGGUAAGGAUGGGUCCUGAAUACCCCUCUUCAGGCACUAAGAGGGGCUGGACGCCAGAAAGACUGGGACUAGGCCAGGAGUUCCCGACUGUGAGGGGUCAGAGACCAAGACAAGCUCCUCCCCUGAUAAUUCCCUGUGGAUUUUUAAAACAGAUAUUAUUUUUAUUAUUAUUGUGACAAAAUGUUGAUAAGUGGAUAUUAAAGAGAAUAAGUCAU